Ectocarpus sp. CCAP 1310/34 is the source of this 1329-nucleotide messenger RNA. The record is from the annotation of a GenBank genome assembly. NCBI's taxonomy places the organism in Eukaryota, Phaeophyceae, Ectocarpales, Ectocarpaceae.
AUGGCGACCACCAUGCCAAGGGCCGGAGGUUGCACCACCAUCGCGCUCCAGCUGUUGGCGAGCAGCCUCAACAGCUGGCCCGGCGGGCACAAGGGCGAGGCGAUGCGAGCAGAGUUUUUUACAGCAUCUUCGUCCGCAACAGGAGUUGCUCCGCUGCCUCCGACUGCCCGCAGCCGCACCUCGUGGGAGCCCGGAGAGGGGAAGCAACUAGCGGGGGGAACCGAACGCCGCCGUUAUGGCGACGCUGACUUGAGCCUGGCAGUCCCUGGGCACCAACAGGGCAGGAGACUGCCGCUGUUAGUCGAUCGACGGUUCACUGGUCAGAGAACAGGGCGACCACCAAAACCCGAAGAAGAGGCAAGUCUGCUGCUGGUCACGGGAACUGUAGCGUUGUCUGUGCCCCACCGCCCCCCCGCUUCUCCGGAGGGGCCCUUCGGAUGGGGAACUGAUUGGGUGGCGGGUGUGGGAACUCCCGCUGUCGGCGUGAGGCACGCGGAGGAUACUAUCGAGCUGGCCUCGUGCUACUCUCCGGUUGGGGACCGGGGCUUCACGGACGACGUGAUGAGUAGACGCGUCAAACGCUAUCAGAAUGCUGACGCUUCGGAUCGGGAUCGCGUGGACGGGGCAGUCAAAGGCAGAAUUUACACCGACCGUCUUUUGUUCCGGCGAACCAUGUUCAUCGAUAUCCCCUUGUGCGUUUUCUGGACGGUGUCGCUUUUAUGUUUUGUGUUGUUGUUUGGUUUCGAACAGGUAGUUUCUUGCACGCGGACCAAGGACAGAGGGCGAUACCUGCCGGAGUGGGUGGCAUACCACUGGGCGAUGGGCGUGGACGAGAUGAACAUCUUCGACGAUGACAGCGUAGACGACACUAGAGAGGCACGCAUUUUUGUACUAGAACCAUUCGUACGCGCCGGUAUCGUCAAGUUCCAGCGCCGCCACAUCGAUCCAAGAAACGCAACAUCCACACCACCAUCGGCCGCGAUGCCACCCCUCACCGAAUGCGUGGAGUCGUAUCGAGGGAUGCACGACUGGGGGGACAGGUUGGCUCCACGCUGGGUGGUGUUGUUGGACACGGAUGAGUACCUGUGGGCCAGGGAGGCAGGCAAGAUAGGCCUGCCGGAGGCGCUGGAAGCGCGCUCGACGACGUGCUGCUUGCAGGUGUCGACGGUGCAGCACGGAACCUCAGGGUUUUCCAAGUCUCCUCGCGGCCUCUUGUUGGAAAACUUUCUCACUCACGCAGACCCCACGUCGCCAGAACUGAACGGCCCUCCCAAGGUGCUGUAUUGCUUGAGUUUGUUUCUGGUCUUUGUUGCCGUAUUUCUCUCUUGA